CCCCGUCAGAGGGCGGGAAGCGGCGGCGGAGCGGGAUGAGGCGGCGGCAGGAGCAGCGGGAGCAGCAGCGGCGGGGCCGGGCGCUGCCGGGUGCUGUUGCGGCCCUGUGCCGGGCCCUGCCGCCCCACGCCCGGCCCGCUCCCGACACCCUCCGCCGCGCCAGGUUCGACCGGCCGCAGGCGAGCCUGGAUUUCUGGAGGCUGCUCUAUGCUCUUCUGAAACAAAUCCAUGGAGGGAAGUGGACCGAGUCUGAUGCCAUAGAUAACCAAAUUAGGUUUGUAAAAUCAGCAUUGUGGUACCAUGGCUAUGGCAGGCCAGAACUCUAUCGACUCCCCUCUGACGGCUCAGCGGGUAGUCGGGAGCUGCUGCUGACGUUUUCCUGGCUGCUGCACAGACUUGGCCUCUUGGAGCAGCUUUUGGCUUGGAACAGAGUAAAGACUGGGGAUGAAACCUCUGUGUGCACGUGUGAAGAUGAUCUGCCUAACAGCCAGAAAGGUACAACUGAAAUAACGCCUGAAUAUGGGCUAGAAGACAGAGUAGAUGUUCGAUACCUUCAGUGGUUAAAUGGGAGGCUGAGGUUCCAGUGGCGGAGUUUGCACGCUCAGCACCAAGAGCAUUGCAAACUUUUGCACAAGAUCCAUUUAUUCACUAGUGGCUCCCAUAUGGACCAGAUCCUUGGACAUUUUUCUGUCACAGAAACAGAUCUCGUUAGACAACCGGAGAACUACAAGCAGCUAUUACAGCUUCUGGAGUCUGAAACCAUGCAACUAGAAGCCUUUCUGGAGUGGAAGCAACUGGAACCAGUUUAUUGGCACUGGAUGGAAACUGUGUUAGAUAAUAUGGCUGAAGAGGGAAAUAUAUGCGAGUCCCAGGAUGCUCACGUGGAGAAAAAUGGGCUGCCAAAAGUGACCUCAGGCUGCCCCUGGGCCGACAGUCUGACUGGGCAAAUUGACGGACUAUCCAGAGAUCUAAUGACUCUCCGUGAUCGACUGCAUGAGCUUGUAACUCACCGAAAGGCUGCAUGGUGUGAGAAGGCUAGCUGUAGGGCCUGGCCUUUGACUGCUACAAGAGCCAUGGUGGCUGCUCAAGCAGCUUCACAUCCACCUAGAGCUUCUACUCGCCAUCAAAACUGUGAGCUAAUAAGAGAAACUGCUGAAUGCAUUCUAAAAGUAGCGACUUUGGAAAAUGUCUGCUUUUUCACUGAAACUCUGAAAAUGUUUUAUGUAGACAAAUCCCUAGCUGGCAGUUAAACUUCAUUUGCCUCAUGUGGUGGUUGUGGAUAGGCUGGGUUCCUGGAGCGACCCUUGCUGCUCUGGCUGCACUGCUCCUGCCUCCCCCAAAAGCAGAGAGAAGAGCUGCAGGGCUGGGUGCUGGUGGAGGUUCUGCAGCAGUCGUGCAAAGCCCCUGGAGGGGACAAGGGAGUGUGUGCCAACUGAAAAUCAAGCUGGUUUGGGCGUGAACAAACUCCCUAAAAGUUGUGGGGCUUUGGAUUUUUUUUCCAUUUUCCUUGUAAUUUUUGCAUAAGACCAACCCUUUUCUGAAAAUUGGUAUGCCUAGGUGGUAAUACCUUCAUCUCAUCUCUGUAUUUCAGGAGUGGUUUGUAUAAACGUUCUUUUUUUGGCCGUGUAUACGGGGACUACAUUGCUUGAAUUUGUUUCCCAUCCUGUUCUCCCAAAGCAGGAUACUAUAGAGAAGUGCAAUUCAGAAGCAGCACUCUUGUUCCUAAGUGGCUACUUUCAUGUUGCACAGAGAUAAAGCUCUGCCUAAAACAAAGUGGGGCCCUCCAAGCCUCUGCAAGUCACUUAGAUCUGAGAUGAUAUCUCAUAUCAUCAGUGUUUGUCUCUGCUGCCCAAGAUAAAAGUUUGGAAGAACAAAUUGAAAAAUAAGUGAGCAACUUAUUAUAUGAAGCAAUGCUUGUCUGUUGCCUUCUUUUGCAAUUUGUAGUUGUCAGGGUCUUUUUCAAAGUAGCACUGCAGCCUUUUUGCAAGUGUCUAAAUUACUUACACUGACAUACUCUUGUUUUCAUAUCAUAUCUUCUCAGUAUGUGCCUAUUACUACGUUAAUUUGUGUGAUCUUCUAAUUGAAUUAAAGGAUUUUGAAAAGUCUGGAGAUAAAACUGUAGUUAAAAAGAAAUGCAUUAUAAAAGGCUGGGCUGUUGGAAUGGAUUUUUUUAUAACUGUAAAAUGCUGAAGAUUUAAAAUUUGGAGAAGGAAACAGGUCUUUAUCUCUUAUUCCCUUAUUCAUGUGGUGUGCAUUCGGAAUUGCGUGGCAUAUGGGACUUUCACAAGUCUGAACUGUGUCUCCUUGUGGUUGAUGGUAAAGAAUGUGCAAGUUUGAUGCUCCUGCCUGGAACUUUCCCACUUUCCCGAGAGCAGUGGGUGGCAGGCUUGUAUAUCUUCUCAGGAAGUAGCUGAAGAGGUUUCAGUGAGCUCCUGGCUCCGGAGCACAGAGAUUCUGGCCAUCUUGUUGUAUGCUUGUGCUAAUGCUUCAUGUCUGCUCUUUUUGUGCUGGCAUCCUUUUUAGCUGAACAGAGGUGAUGCAGAAAUUGCUGAUUUCUUUGGAGACCAUUUAUUAUUUUAAGAUUUGUCCCUGACGGGUUCUGCCCACAGAGUUACUGCAAUAGAAUAAUCACAUUACACUUUUGACUCCCAUUUUUUUCUUUUUUGAGUUCAGUUGUUCUCCUUAAAAGUUAACCACUGGAAAAGCAAAUUACUCAUGCCAGAAAUGUCCUUACAACAGGAAACUUUUUUGUAGCUUGAUGGAAGAGGGAUGUAUCUCAUGGGGCUUUCAGCAUAGCUUGCCUUCGAUCUGGGCUGUUUGCCUCAGGUAUGUCCUUUAGCAAUCCAACCCAAAGGCUGUCCUUGAAGCAACUGCCUCUUUGUGCAUCGCUUCAAGGGUAGGAUCCAGUGCGUUUCCGUCACUGGAGGAGAGCUCGGUGAAGCCCUUACUGUAAGCAAGUCUGCUCACAUGGGCUCACUGUACACAGUUAGAGUUCAGUUGCUUUUAGGCCUAAAAGGAUUAAUUUUCUUCUUGCUUUUCCUGUGAUAGAUAUUUGUAGGCUCAACAAACAGGCAAUGCUCUUAUCAGUCAUGUGCUUUUGUGUUUCGUAUUGGUAUUUGAAAGUAUGCUUUGCCUUUUUCUGGUAAAGACCCUGAAAAAUCUUAAUGUUGUUCUUUUCCUGUUUUCUUAAUCUUAUAUCCUUUUCCUUUAUUUUAAGCUAAACUGACUUUUCUGACUCCUAUCAAUGUAUUUAGAUACAUGAGUCUAAAUACAGACCCAUUUGAUUAUCUUAAAAAAAAAAAGGGCAGAAAAAACCUCCCAAACGAAACAAAACCAACAAAAAUAUGGUAUCCAUUAAGACAAGAUCAGAAUCAGGUCACUCCUCUUUAUGAAAUUCUCAUUCAAAUGCUUUAAUUAACUUCUAA
Molecule: messenger RNA, 3425 nt
Organism: Grus americana (Whooping crane)
Lineage: Eukaryota; Metazoa; Chordata; Aves; Gruiformes; Gruidae
Gene: TEDC1
Product: tubulin epsilon and delta complex 1
Exons: 8
Coding region: 36-1250 (404 amino acids)
Source: RefSeq, a predicted model, not a curated record